UCUCGGAGGGAGAGAGAGAGGAGACAUCUAGGGGGUGUAAUCGAAUUGUCAGGGGCGACUGGGAGGCAUUAUCCCCUGUACAGAGAGAAGCCACAGCCAGCAGCAGCUCCAGCCUCUCCGCUCCUCUAUUCUGGAAGUUGCAGAAAAGGAAAAGGCCCCGCCCCUCAUUUCUACGCCCCCUCAGACCGAAGCUAUAAAAUGAGCAGCGCCCACCCGAGGCUCACCCAGAGCGGAGCGGCGGCGGCAGGAGCAGCGCCCGGGGCGGAUCCAGCGGAGAUGCCGGCUACAGAGAAGGACCUGGCGGAGGACGCGCCAUGGAAGAAGAUCCAGCAGAACACGUUCACCCGCUGGUGUAACGAGCACCUGAAGUGCGUCAACAAGCGCAUCGCCAACCUGCAGGCGGACCUGAGCGACGGGCUGCGGCUCAUAGCGCUGCUGGAGGUGCUGAGCCAGAAGAAGAUGUACCGCAAGUACAACCAGAGACCUACCUUCCGCCAGAUGCAGCUGGAGAACGUCUCCGUGGCGCUGGAGUUCCUGGACCGGGAGAACAUCAAGCUGGUGUCUAUAGACAGUAAAGCCAUUGUUGAUGGAAACCUCAAACUCAUCUUGGGUCUUAUCUGGACCCUUAUUCUGCAUUAUUCCAUCUCCAUGCCAAUGUGGGAUGAAGAGGAGGAUGAAGAGGUCAAGAAACAGACACCGAAACAGAGGCUCUUGGGAUGGAUCCAGAACAAACUGCCCCAGCUGCCGGUCACCAACUUCAGCAGGGACUGGCAAAGUGGAAAAGCUCUGGGUGCCCUGGUGGAUAGCUGCGCUCCUGGUCUGUGCCCUGACUGGGACUCUUGGGACACCAGCAAACCUGUGGACAAUGCACGAGAAGCCAUGCAACAAGCCGAUGACUGGUUGGGUAUUCCUCAGGUGAUCACUCCUGAAGAAAUUGUAGACCCAAAUGUAGACGAGCACUCAGUCAUGACCUACUUGUCUCAGUUCCCAAAAGCCAAACUGAAGCCUGGUGCUCCCCUCAGGCCCAAGCUCAACCCCAAGAAGGCCAGAGCCUACGGGCCAGGUAUUGAGCCAACUGGUAACAUGGUGAAAAAGCGUGCAGAGUUCACUGUAGAGACCAUCAGCGCUGGGCUCGGAGAGGUCAUAGUGUACGUGGAGGAUCCUGCAGGACACAGGGAAGAGGCUAAAGUGACUGCCAACAAUGACAAGAACAGAACCUUCUCAGUGUACUAUAUUCCUAAAGUGACCGGUUUACACAAGGUUACUGUCCUUUUUGCUGGACAGCAUAUUGCAAAGAGCCCAUUCGAGGUGAAUGUGGACAAGUCUCAGGGGGAUGCUAGUAAAGUCACUGCACAGGGACCCGGUCUGGAGCCCGCCGGAAACAUUGCCAACAAGACCACCUACUUCGAGAUCUUCACUGCAGGUGCCGGUCUUGGUGAGGUAGAAGUGACGAUACAGGACCCGAAUGGAAGGAAGGAUACAGCAGAUGUGCAGCUGGAGGAUAAGGGUAGCAGCACUUACCGUUGCACCUACAAACCCACCAUAGAAGGCGUCUACACAAUUUUUAUUACCUUCGCUGGGGUGCAGAUUCCAAAGAGUCCUUACACAGUCACUAUUGGUCAAGCCUCAAAUCCUACCGCCUGUCGCGCUGUGGGCCGCGGCUUGCAGCCAAAGGGCGUGCGUGUAAAGGAGACUGCAGACUUCAAGGUCUACACCAAAGGAGCCGGAAGCGGAGAACUCAAAGUUGUGAUCAAGGGACCAAAGGGGACCGAGGAACGUGUUAAACAGAAGGACUUGGGAGAUGGCGUCUAUUAUUUUGAAUACUAUCCAACUACUCCUGGAAACUACACAGUAACAAUCACUUGGGGAGGACAGAACAUUCCACGAAGUCCGUUUGAGGUUAAAGUUGGCACGGAAUGUGGGCAGCAGAAAGUAAGAGCAUGGGGUCCAGGCUUGGAAGGAGGCGUUGUUGGAAAAUCUGCUGACUUUGUGGUUGAAGCAAUUGGAGAUGAUGUGGGCACUCUAGGCUUUUCCGUGGAAGGUCCUUCACAAGCAAAGAUAGAGUGCGACGACAAAGGAGACGGGUCAUGCGAUGUGCGCUACUGGCCUCUGGAAGCUGGCGAAUACGCCGUGCACGUGUUAUGUAACAACGAAGACAUCAAGCUGAGUCCAUUCAUGGCAGAAAUCAAACCGGCCCCCAAAGACUUCUAUCCAGAGAAAGUAAAGGCCUAUGGUCCUGGUCUGGAGAAGACUGGACUGGCCAUCAAUAAACCAGCAGAGUUCACGGUUGAUGCCAAACAAGGAGGAAAGGCUCCUCUGAAAGUGUCGGUGCAGGAUUCUGAAGGAAGCCCUGUGGAAGUCACCACUAAGGACAAUGGCAAUGGAACCUACAGCUGCAGCUAUUUACCAAAGAAACCAUUGAAACAUACAGCAUUGAUAUCCUGGGGUGGAGUUAACAUUCCCAAUAGUCCUUUCAGGAUGACCAUUGGUGCUGGCAGCCACCCCAACAAGGUUAAAGUGUAUGGACCUGGUGUCGCCAAAACCGGCUUGAAAGCACAUGAACCUACCUACUUCACCGUGGACUGUACAGAAGCUGGACAAGGGGAUGUGAGUAUUGGAAUCAAAUGCGCUCCAGGAGUGGUAGGUCCGGCUGAAGCAGACAUAGACUUUGACAUCAUCCGUAACGAUAAUGACACAUUCACAGUGAAAUACACCCCACCAGGAGCUGGAAGCUAUACCAUCAUGGUCCUGUUUGCUGGCCAGGCUACACCGAUGAGUCCCAUUCGCAUUAAGGUUGACCCAUCUCAUGAUGCUAGUAAAGUGAAGGCUGACGGGCCAGGACUGAACAAGAGUGGUGUAGAAAUUGGUAAACCCACCCAUUUCACAGUCAACACCAAAGCAGCCGGCAAAGCAAAACUGGAUGUGAACUUUACAGGUCCAGCCAAAGGAGACGCAGUGAAGGACUUUGAAGUCAUCGAUAACCUUGAUAACUCUUAUACUGUCAAAUACACUCCAGUGCAACAGGGUAAUAUUGGUGUAAAUGUGACCUAUGGAGGAGACCAUAUCCCUAAGAGCCCAUUCCCUGUUAACAUUGCUCAGACUCUGGACCUCAGCAAGAUCAAAGUUACUGGACUUGGUGACAAGGUGGAAGUUGGAAAAGAUCAGGAGUUUACAGUGAAGUCCAAAGGUGCUGGAGGACAAGGCAAAGUGGCUUCCAAAAUCACAGGCCCAUCCAACAAAUCUGUUCCUUGCAAAGUAGAGUCAGGCUUAAGUCCAGAUAACAGCACUGUCAAAUUCAUACCUCGGGAAGAAGGACCUUAUGAGGUGGAGGUCACUUACGAUGGGGUCCCAGUACCUGGUAGUCCUUUCCCUGUUGAAGCCGUUCCACCAACUAAUCCUUCAAAGGUUAAGGCUUAUGGGCCGGGGCUAAAAGGAGGAAAUGUGGGUUCUUCUUCCCCAUUCACUAUUGAUACUAAAGGUGCUGGCCAAGGAGGCCUUGGUUUAACCGUUGAAGGUCCAUGUGAAGCAAAGAUUGAAUGUCUUGACAACGGUGACGGAACCUGCUCCGUAUCCUAUCUGCCUACAGAACCCGGUGACUACAACAUCAAUAUUCUAUUUGCUGACACCCAUAUACCUGGAUCUCCGUUCAAGGCAAAGAUUGAGCCUACCUUUGACCCUACAAAGGUGACUUGUUCCGGCCCUGGCUUGGAACAUGCCCAGGUUGGAGAAGCUGGCAAGUUUAACGUGGACUGCUCCAAUGCUGGCAACGCGGAGUUGACUAUCGAAAUUAUUUCAGACACUGGCAUGCAGGCAGAGGUACAUAUCCAAGACAAUGGUGAUGGCACGUACACUAUUACAUACAUUCCACUUUACCCUGGAAUCUAUACUAUAACUAUCAAGUAUGGUGGUCAAAUGGUGCCCAACUUCCCCAGCAAGCUGCAAGUGUCUCCUGCGGUUGAUACAUCUGGUGUUAAGGUGUUUGGACCCGGAGUGGAAGGAAAAGGGGUUUUCAGAGAAGCUACCACAGAAUUCAAUGUGGACGCCCGUGCCCUAACAAAGAAUGGAGGUCCCCUUGUCAAGACCAGGGUAUCAAAUCCUUCUGGCAAUUUCACUGAAGCCUAUGUACAGGAUAAUGGGGAUGGAACAUACAAAGUGGAGUACACGCCUUAUGAAGAAGGUGUUCACUCUGUAGAUGUCUCUUACAAUGGAAGUCCUGUACCCAAGAGUCCAUUUAGGGUUCCCGUGACAGAAGGUUGUGAUCCAACAAGAGUCCGAGUCCAUGGGCCCGGUAUCCAGAGUGGAACAACCAACAAGCCCAACAAAUUUACAGUGGAAACAAGGGGUGCUGGUACAGGGGGUCUGGGCUUGGCUGUGGAAGGCCCAUCCGAAGCAAAGAUGUCAUGCACAGACAAUAAAGAUGGCAGCUGCUCAGUGGAAUAUAUCCCAUACGAGCCCGGCACUUACAGCCUUAAUGUUACAUAUGGCGGACACCAGGUUCCAGGCAGUCCCUUCAAGGUCCCAGUUACUGAUGUCAUCGAUAGCAGCAAGGUGAAGUGUUCUGGUCCAGGACUUAGCCCAGGACUCGUAAGGGCAAAUGUUCCACAGUCCUUCAGCGUAGACACAAGCAAAGCUGGUGUGGCCCCAUUGCAAGUUAAAGUCCAAGGUCCAAAGGGUAAGGUGCUGAAAAGAUGUAUUCAUAAAUGUGGAUUUUUUUUUCUCCAUUCUUUGUGUUGCUGUUUAAGAUUUUACUACAUUUGUUUGUGUUCUGUAGGAAUUGUCGAGCCAGUGGAAAUAGUUGACAAUGGCGAUGGAGUUCAGACCGUUAACUAUGUGCCCAGCCGUGAAGGACCAUACAACAUUGCAGUUCUGUAUGGAGAUGAAGAAGUGCCACGCAGCCCAUUCAAAGUAAAGGUUCUGCCCACUCACGAUGCCAGCAAGGUGAAGGCUAGCGGUCCAGGGUUAAAUACGACCGGUGUCCCUGCCAGUCUGCCUGUGGAAUUUACUAUUGAUGCCAAGGAUGCUGGAGAAGGUCUCCUUGCCGUUCAGAUUACGGAUCCUGAAGGCAAACCCAAGAAGGCCACUAUCCGUGACAACCAAGAUGGAACGUACACUGUGUCCUAUGUUCCUGAUAUGACCGGGCGCUACACUAUUCUCAUCAAAUACGGAGGCGAUGAGAUUCCAUACUCUCCUUAUCGCAUCCGUGCUGUGCCAACAGGUGACGCCAGCAAAUGCACUGUGACAGGUGCUGGCAUUGGACCCACUAUCCAGAUCGGUGAAGAGACUGUCAUCACGGUUGACGCCAAGGCUGCUGGAAAGGGUAAAGUGACAUGUACGGUCUGCACGCCAGACGGCACCGAGGUGGAUGUUGAUGUUGUAGAAAAUGAAGAUGGAACCUUUGACAUCUUCUACACCGCCCCUCAACCCGGCAAAUAUGUCAUCUGUGUGCGCUUCGGUGGGGAGCACAUCCCGAACAGCCCCUUCCAAGUUACAGCUUUGGACGGCGAGCAAAUGAUGCCUCAGCAGAUGGCUCAGCAGCAGCUAGCCCCACCUUACGCAUACCCGGGCAUGCAGCAACCCUGGGCUACAGAUCGCCCUGUAAUGGGAGUCAAUGGACUGGAUGUUGCAGGGUUGAGACCAUUCGACCUGGUUAUUCCCUUUACUAUCAAAAAAGGAGAAAUCACAGGUGAAGUCCGCAUGCCUUCUGGGAAAGUGGCCAAACCAGACAUAACCGAUAACAAGGAUGGAACAGUCACGGUCAGAUACGCUCCUACAGAAGCUGGACUUCAUGAGAUGGACAUAAAGUAUGACGGCAUGCACAUCCCGGGAAGCCCCCUACAGUUCUAUGUGGAUUACGUAAACAGCGGCCAUGUUACAGCCUAUGGCCCAGGAUUGAUCCAUGGCACAGUAAAUAAGCCUGCAGUGUUUACAGUGAACACUAAAGAUGCCGGAGAAGGUGGUUUGUCGCUCGCCAUUGAAGGUCCUUCUAAAGCGGAGAUCAGUUGCACGGACAACCAGGACGGCACAUGCACCGUGUCCUACCUUCCUGUCCUUCCCGGAGACUAUAACAUCCUUGUCAAGUACAACAACAAGCACAUCCCCGGCAGUCCUUUCGUUGCCAAAAUCACAGGUGAUGACACCAUGCGCAUGUCCCAGCUUAAGGUUGGUUCUGCUGCUGAUAUCCCACUCAAUAUCACGGAGACCGAUAUAAGUCAGCUGACCGCUACUGUGACCUCUCCUUCUGGAAGGGAAGAGCCAUGUCUCCUCAAGAGGCUCCGCAAUGGACAUAUAGGUAUAUCUUUCGUGCCAAAGGAGACGGGAGAACAUAUUGUUAGCAUUAAGAAGAACGGCCACCACAUCCCCAACAGUCCCAUUACAGUCAUGAUCAGCCAGUCCGAGAUCGGCGACGCCAGUCGGGUCAUAGUCUCUGGCCAGGGCUUGACUGAAGGACGGACGUUCGAGCCGGCAGAGUUCAUCAUUGACACUAGAGAAGCAGGUUAUGGAGGUCUCAGUCUCUCCAUUGAGGGUCCCAGCAAAGUAGAUAUCAAUACAGAAGACUUGGAAGAUGGAACAUGCAAAGUGACAUACUGUCCGACAGAGCCCGGAAACUAUAUAAUCACCAUAAAGUUUGCUGAUCAGCACGUACCAGGCAGUCCAUUCUCUGUCAAAGUCACUGGUGAAGGAAGGUUGAAGGAGAGCAUCACACGUAGGAGAACGGCGCCAUCUGUGGCAAAUAUUGGAAGUCAGUGUGAUCUCAGCCUGAAAAUACCUGAAAUCAGCAUCCAUGACAUGACCGCUCAGGUCACAAGUCCUUCUGGCAAGAUUCAUGACGCGGAAAUAAUGGAAGGCGAGAACAACACUUACUGCAUCAGAUUUGUCCCUACGGAGAUGGGUGUUCACUCUGUCAGCGUUAAGUACAAGGGGCAGCACGUUCCAGGAAGUCCAUUCCAGUUCACGGUCGGACCCUUGGGUGAAGGGGGUGCACAUAAAGUGCGAGCUGGCGGACCAGGACUGGAGAGGGCAGAGGUUGGGACUCCAGCGGAGUUCAGUAUUUGGACCAGAGAAGCUGGUGCUGGAGGCCUGUCCAUCGCAGUGGAGGGGCCAAGCAAAGCCGAAAUUGCUUUUGAGGAUAGAAAAGAUGGAUCCUGUGGUGUGUCCUACAUUGUCCAGGAGCCAGGAGAUUAUGAAGUUUCCGUCAAGUUCAACGACGAGCACAUCCCAGACAGUCCAUUCGUUGUUCCUGUGGGUUCUCCAUCCGACGACUCUCGCAGACUCACUGUUUCUAGUCUUCAGGAGUCAGGGUUAAAGGUCAACCAGCCAGCAUCUUUUGCAGUAAGUCUUAAUGGUGCCAAGGGAGUUCUAGAUGCCAAAGUGCACAGUCCUUCAGGGGCACUGGAGGAAUGCUAUGUGACGGAGAUUGAUGAAGAUAAAUAUGCUAUUCGUUUCAUCCCGCGUGAGAACGGCUUGUACCUUGUUGACGUUAAAUUCAAUGGUUCCCACAUCCCUGGCAGUCCAUUUAAAGUUCGUGUCGGAGAGCCAGGGCAUGGUGGAGAUCCAGGAAUGGUGUCGGCAUAUGGACCUGGAUUAGAAGGUGGCACCACUGGAAAUGCUGCAGAGUUUAUUGUGAACACCACAAACGCAGGUGCCGGAGCUCUGACCGUGACCAUCGAUGGACCAUCCAAAGUGAAAAUGGAUUGUCAAGAGUGUGCAGAAGGUUACAAAGUCACGUAUACACCAAUGGCUCCCGGUAGCUACCUGAUCUCCAUAAAAUAUGGUGGACCUUAUCAUAUUGUUGGAAGCCCGUUCAAGGCAAAAGUUACUGGGCCCCGCCUGGUGACAAGCCACAGUCUCCACGAGUCCUCCUCAGUCUUCGUAGAUUCUGUAACAAAAUGCGAGGCCUUCACACAACAAGGGGCCCUCCCAAGGGUGUCAUCGGAUGCCAGCAAAGUAGUCGCCAAAGGUCUUGGUUUGAACAAAGCUUUUGUAGGGCAAAAGAAUUCAUUCACAGUAGACUGCAGCAAAGCUGGUAACAACAUGCUGCUUGUUGGGGUUCACGGACCAAAAACCCCAUGUGAAGAAAUUGUAGUAAAGCAUCUUGGAAACCGGUUGUACAACGUUACGUACCUCCUGAAGGACAAGGGGGAUUACAUCCUGGUCGUCAAGUGGGGAGAUGAGCACAUUCCAGGCAGCCCUUACCACGUGUCUGUGCCCUAAACGCCACAGUCCCCUUGUCCUGACUCCAAACCUCCUUCCCUCUGUGUGCGUCUAAUGUACAGUUGCCCUACUCUCAGCAGCCCCCCAUGUGACUGAGGGCUGAGAGGUUGGCUCGGGUUUGGGGGGGUUUUGCUUAGCUGGUUCCAAGUUUAUGCAAUGGCCAUAUUAACCCCCGUGGCACUGAAGGGGCAAAGUGUCAACGGGUGCAUUUGGUCAUAUUAUAGGGAAGAGGGAUGGUCAGACAUGUAGGAGCGCAGCCCUUUGGUGAACUUGACACUUUUAUCCUAUAAUAAUUUGAGUCGGCUGCUAAAACAAAAAAAAAAGGUGGUCAAGACCCAUCCCUUGCCCUGUCAGGGCUGCUUCUAUAUGCCACAUGCUCCCGUGUGCUGUCUUGUUCCCCCCCCCCCCCCCCCCCCCCCCGUAUUUGUUUACAUUUGUUUGUUAACCCUUAAACUGUUGUAAGGCAUAAGGGAUCUCUGAGAUGACAAUAGGUGUUUCCUAGGAGGGCAGAUCACCUAAUGAAACAUCCAGAUAGUAAUCAGCCUGUCCAUCCCGUAAAAAGCUGUAUUUCUAUAUUUUUCUACAACCUGUGGAGUAUUUUCCAUGAUGAAGCAAAUUCACACACAAACCUAUUAACCUUUUUAAAGCAACCACUACCUGUUAGAAUCCAGAUCAAUAAAAUUUACAUUGGCCCUAUUUAUCUGCAGCAGAAUGUUCUGGCCCCUUCAGGUUGGGGGUCUUGACUUGCCCUCCCCCCCCCUUCUUUAGUGUUAUAUUAUGUGUAUGUUUUUAUGUCGUCCAUAGAUUGGGUUACUUCUGAGAUACUCCAUUGGGUUGCUAAGCUGGUUCACCUUCCAAGGGCCAUUCCAAUUGGAUUGCUUCGUUAACCAAAUCUUGUCGUUUUUUUUUUCUAAAAAAUAGUUUUGUCUUUUUAUUUUAUUUUUUUGUGCACGACUACAGUACUUUGCUCUUAAUGAUAACAAUAAAAGUCUGCUUUUAAUCCUC
Messenger RNA from Hyla sarda, 9216 nucleotides. It is a transcript of the gene FLNA, whose product is annotated as filamin A. Gene Ontology annotation, molecular function: actin filament binding. Gene Ontology annotation, biological process: actin cytoskeleton organization. Bases 199 to 8211 code for a protein of 2670 amino acids. The record is from RefSeq and is a predicted model, not a curated record. The transcript is spliced from 46 exons. Lineage: Eukaryota; Metazoa; Chordata; Amphibia; Anura; Hylidae.